CUCAUGCGUUAUCAGAAAACUUCAGAUUGAACAGAACACCACAGCUGUGUGUAUGUCUCAUUUCUCUCUUUUUUUCCAGGAUCUCGUAACCGAUAAACAGGAAGAGGACAGACGAGGUGGAGAUUGAGCCCAAACAGCAAUCUUCAUAAAAACAUCUUUUAAGAAGGCUUUUCUCACUCACUGAUUCUGAUCACAUUUGUACAGAUUAAGAACAAGACAAUGUCAUACCUGACACAAGUCCAUAUAAUUGGUGGGCGAGGAGGAUCUGCCUUUGAUUUUAAUGGUACUGGAAAUGGAGCCACACUGAAAAAGAUCUGGGUGUGGGCCGGCGGCUGGCAGAUAAAAGCCAUGAAGGUUUGGCUUACUGAUGGCCAGUCCAAGGAGAUUGGAAACCCUGCUGGGAAGCAUUCAGAAUUUACCUUUGAAGAUGGAGAGCAUUUCACCUCCCUUUCACUUUGGGGAAAUGGAGCUGGAACACGUCUGGGUGGCAUCAAAUUCAAGACAAAUCGCUCCCGGGAGUUCUUUGCAUGCAUGACAGACUGGGGGCUGAAAACAGAAUAUCCAAUUGAUGUGGGUUCGGGGAUCUGUGUUGGAAUCAAAGGAAGUGCUGGUUCAGAUAUUGAUUGCUUAGGCUUCAUGUUCAUCAACACCGUCAGGUCUACUGAGCUAACAGAUGUUCAGUAUCCCACACUUCAUAGUGUGAUACCCAAUGUGGCUGUUGAGGAAAUCAAAUCCAUGACUUAUCAAAAUAAUACAAGUGAAACUCAAGAAUAUAAAAUAGAAACCUCCAAAAAAAUUGCCAAAACGUCAUCCUGGUCUGUUACCAACAAGAUUGAAUUCUCAUUUUCAAUGGAAGUGAAGGCAGGAAUUCCAGAGGUUGUGGAAGUAUCAACUGGAUUUGGCUUCACAGUGGGAACCGAGAGCUCAUAUGGUUUAGAGAACACUGAAGAGAAAACGGAGGUACUGUCAUUUCCUGUCAAAGUCCCUCCAGGGAAAGCCGUGGAUGUGGACAUCACAAUUGGCCGUGCUACAGUUGAUCUGCCCUACAAAGGCACAGUCAAGAUUACCUGCUAUAAUGGCAGCGUGCUGCAGUUUCCAACCAGUGGAAUCUACAAAGGUGUCACUUACACUGAUGCAAAAACAGUUGUGACGGAAUCAGCGAAAAAGGUUGCUAAGGAGCCAGGGGCCAAGAGCGAAUUUAUUUCGUAAAACAUUUUACAGUUAAAAAAAAGUUAAAUAUAAUCAAUCACUCAUUAAUUCUACUUCUUAACGUUGUUGUGUGUGGAAUAAAAGCUUGGCUUAAAUGAUUAAAUUUGAUUGCUGGCUUUGCAACUGUUUUGAUAUCACUAACCACAGAAAUUUCAGGAGUGUGUGAUGAAUAAAGUUGUGCUUUCUUUCUUUCUUUCUUUCUAAAUAUAAAGAAAUAGAAUGUU
Molecule: messenger RNA, 1433 nt
Organism: Neoarius graeffei (lesser salmon catfish)
Lineage: Eukaryota; Metazoa; Chordata; Actinopteri; Siluriformes; Ariidae
Product: aerolysin-like protein
Exons: 2
Coding region: 220-1209 (329 amino acids)
Source: RefSeq, a predicted model, not a curated record